Messenger RNA from Solanum tuberosum (potato), 2449 nucleotides. RefSeq lists its product as uncharacterized. The transcript is spliced from 4 exons. The record is from RefSeq and is a predicted model, not a curated record. Bases 116 to 1765 code for a protein of 549 amino acids. Lineage: Eukaryota; Viridiplantae; Streptophyta; Magnoliopsida; Solanales; Solanaceae.
UCAACAAAGUCGAUUGGAACAACAAUCAGACUCUCUCGGUUACAUACUAGCUCCUCCUCCUCCUUCUCCGGCGAUCUUCUCCGGCGAUCUCUGAAUUUAAGUGUGAGGAAAUUCCAUGGCUCCAAAAAAGAAAAAGAAACAGAGCAAUAACGCUGCUGAAUCUAGUUCUAAAAGUACAGUUGCUGAAAAAAAAACUCCCCAAGCACUGAAGGGUAAACGUAAACUUGUAAAAAAGUUCUCUCACAUAAACUCUGCACAAUCCAAAGAAGCUGAGAUUAGUUCACAAAUGCAAGCCAGAAACAAACACAAGAAGGCAAAAAAUGGCAACAAAGGAAAUCAUGUUGGUGAAAAAGAUGCUAGCAAGUCUGAAAAUAUUAAUAAAGGAAACAAUGAACUGGAUAUGAGUGAAAGAUGUGGAGAGAUGAGUAAGUAUGAAAAAACUCAAAAGAGCCUUGAUCUAAAUGAAGGACGGGGAGAGGUAAAUAAGGAUGCAAAAACUUUGAAUAGUCUUGGUGGAGUAAUUUUCAUGUGCAAUGCCAGAACGAAAGAAGAUUGUUUCAGAUAUCGUGUGAUGGGUGUUUCGGCAAGCAAACAACACUUUGUAAUGGGAAUCAAACCUGGUCUUAAGCUUUUCCUCUUUGAUUUCGAUCUUAAGCUCAUGUAUGGUAUCUAUGAGGCAUCUUCUGCUGGUGGAAUGAGACUUCAACCAGCAGCAUUCGGUGGGGCGUUCCCUGCUCAGGUACCUUUUAGGAUUCACAAGGACUGUAUUCCACUACCAGAGAAUGUGUUCAAGAAAGCAAUUAAAGACAAUUAUGAUGAAAAGACACGCAAGUUUAAGACUGAGCUGACUGUUAUGCAGGUGGAGAAGUUAACAGAGCUGUUUAGACCUGCACUAUGUAUGGAUCCAACUCUCAAACCAGUACUACAGGAUGCUGUGGCUCAGCCAGUUAUUCAGCGCUCAGCAGCACCACCUUUAUCUGGCUAUGAACCUGUCAGGGAGCAUGUAUAUGGAGCUCAAUACGGCAGUAGUAAAGCAGGUCAGAAUUUCUCACCACGUGAUCAUGGAAGGCAGCAGUUUGUGGACCAUCAUGUCAUGCCUAGAGAGGUUGCCCGUAAUCCGCAUUUUCUUACUGAGAAAGAAUACAGAAGCUAUGGUCUUCAACAGGCAAAACAUCUGCAUCCCUGUACUUCUGCAGUACAUGUGACCCACAAAUUGGAUCAUUAUGGAUCAAAACAAGGAAUACAGCAGCUACUGAGGGCCCCUGCUGGUGUGAGAAGUGAUGCAGCUUUUGCACGGAAUGAACAUGUUUACUCUGAUGCUCGUUUUCCAAAUGAAAGGGAAUACCGUAGUUACGGCCUCAAUAGUCUCCAUGGGAGACCUGGUACUGUUACUCCUGCUGCAGAAAGUAGUAAUACAAUGUCUGCAGCUGCCAAUCAUAGUUUACUAAAAAAUGUAAAUCCUUACGACGAGGAUACCACCUCACUUGUGAACCGGUAUCUUUCUCUUCCACGGACAAUGAUAACACCUGGAGAGUUGCCUUUGACAGGCAGAGAGUCAUUUGCUAGUGCUUCCAACUAUGUGAGUGACAUCAGAGGCCAGCCAGGAAGAUUGUCUGCUGAAAAUGUAAGAUUUUAUGCACCAAUUACUCCUUAUGCACUAUCAGGUUAUGGCCACAUAUAUCAGCAUCCUAGAGAUGAGCCUGGAAGAUCAUCGUCAGUCUUACCUCAGUAUCCUUUUGCUGGCCCACCUGCAUCACGUCGCUGAAACUGCGCUGCAAAGUAUAUCCAUUCCUGUAUGAUGUCCAUUGUGGCUCCAAUGGAUUCCAGAAUCUAAAAAAUUACUCUAUUUUAUUUCACAUUUCCUUCCUGUACAUGUUGGAAAAUAAUCCUGAUGGUUUUGCGGGAUGCUUCGGCCUCAGUUCUUCAGACAGCUUGAUGUUUGUUCAUACCUAUAGUAAGGUCCUGCUGAAAUCUGCGACUAUGAUGGGCAGUGUUGUGUGCCGAUGCUACAGCUGCUUAGUUUGUGAAAGGUCUACCCAGGAAAGUCGAAUCCUAACUAUGAAUCACAUUAGCAAGACGGAUCUUGGCCUAACUCCAGUAAUCUCUCGUUUGUCUGAGACCAUCAGAUGACACCCCAUGUGAUAGAGAUGCAUCUCACGCCCAUCGUGGAAGAGGUGCAUCUCCAUCUAAAUGACAAUGAUGAGCCAAGACAUCGAUCUUUGGUUCAAGUUUUCCUGUUUUAUUUUUUUAUUUAUCGGUUUCCUAUGUACAAUAUUUUCUGUUUCUACUAGAUUAUCUGAUGUUUCCGCAAGAUAAAGUUGAUGCAUCCCCAAAGGCAAUGUUUGCCUGAACACAGAACUGUGAUAGUGUAGCUUUUAUAGGAAGGAUUGAUGCCUCCGUUGUUGAACUGCUCAAGGAGUAGACUAAAAAAAAGUUCAUGUUGGUGCCA